AUGGCGAUUCAAGGUGCUGAGCAGACAAUCCUUAGGGAUCCGGCGCUAUUCUAUUGGAUUCUGUUUCCUAUUUCAAUUGUUAUGAUCCUGACCGGAAUUCUCCGUCACUAUGCCACCGUUUUGAUGAAUUCGACCCCCAAGUCGCCAGCCAGUCUUGCCGAGUCUCGCGAGCGCCUUGCCCUUCUACGCGGCGUUAACCUCCGAAACAAUGCCUGCUCCGUGCUCGACCGCGAGUCCUUUGAAAUGCGCAAGAACUACAUGAUCACGGGAUUCCGCAGCGGCGCAUUUCUCAAAGACCCCAACAACCGGGGCCAGCCGCCCGCGAACCCUAUGACUGACCCUGCAGGCAUGGAAGCCAUGAUGGGCAUGUUGAAGGGAAACAUGAUGAUGAUGAUUCCACAGACCCUGAUCAUGAGCUGGAUCAAUGCCUUCUUUUCUGGAUUCGUGAUCUUGAAACUGCCCUUCCCGCUUACCAUCCGCUUCAAGUCCAUGCUCCAGUCUGGUGUUAUGACUCGUGACCUUGACGUGCAAUGGGUGUCCAGUCUUUCUUGGUACUUCCUCAACCUGAUGGGUCUGCAGUCCGUUUUUGGAUUCAUCCUCGGCAGUGAUAAUGCUGCCAACCAAAUGGCUCAGCAAAUGGGCAUGGCCAACCCCGCUGCAAUGGUCAACCCGCUGCAGCCCGGCCAGGAUCCUGACAAGCUGUACCUGAACGAAGCAGAGAACUUGGAGGUCAUGGAGCACUUCUGCAUUUUGAAUGGUGUGGAAGAGCGCAUUCUGCAGAACUUUGCUCCCGCUGGGAUUUAA
Molecule: messenger RNA, 804 nt
Organism: Penicillium soppii
Lineage: Eukaryota; Fungi; Ascomycota; Eurotiomycetes; Eurotiales; Aspergillaceae
Product: ER membrane complex subunit EMC3
Exons: 5
Coding region: 1-804 (267 amino acids)
Biological process (GO): protein folding in endoplasmic reticulum
Cellular component (GO): membrane; EMC complex
Source: RefSeq, a predicted model, not a curated record